AUGGCGGAAGGUGACAGCGCUCGUGCUCAUACCAUAGAAGAUUUACAUCAAUCUUUUGCAGAAUUUAAGCGAGAUAAUGGUGCAAGUGACCUUGUCAUCGUUGCCGCGCAUCGUUGUGUUGAUGGCGGCUUUGUGGAAGCAAUGGCAGAACUCUUUCUAAAUCCUGAUAACGAAGAGGUUCUAAGGUUUGUUGGAUGGGAUCUCAUUGGUUUGCUUGUGAAGUCAAAUGACAAACUCAGCAUUCAUUUGCUUGACGCAAUCGCAGAGGUCUGCAGUCCAAAGGAAGUCUGUCUUGGUAUUGAAGAACAAAUGGACACUACCUUGUCAACUCAGUGUUUCUUGAUGCUUCUAUCUCCACUAAAGAAAGCUUUAUGUAAAUUGAAGGGAAGGAGGUCSAAGUUUUUGAAGAUGAUUUUACCAAAACUGUCAAGAUAUGUGAUGGAACUMAAAGACAGUGAUGAUGAAAUGAGCAAUGAGGAUAGUUCUCCYUCAAGAAUAGGUUUAUAUGACGUACUGGAUAAAGUGAUUGGUCUAAUAGACUUGAUUGUAAAGGAUAAAACUAGAUUGGACUCACAAAACAAGGACAAUCAUUUUGAUAAUGCUGAAAACGAAUCUCAAUCUUUGGAGCUUAUAAAAUGCUUGAUUUCAUUACUGGAAAUUCUCGUCACUGAAAAUCUGAGCUCCAAGACAAGUGACACUUCAUUUUCAAGGAAGUCAUUCCAAAGCCAUGCUGUCUGUAUUGCAAAGCUUCUUUGCAAGCUGCACUACUCCGCUGUGAGUAUUAUAGAAUUUACAAUGGAGUGUACAAGAGCUUCGGGUAGAAAUGAAUCCUCUCUACGAGCAGAUUCUAAUCCAGAUGAACACAAUGAAGAAGAAGAGUCUGAACAGAUUGAAGAUUCUGAAAGUUUUCCACCUCUUGGUCUGGCAUGCUUUAGCUAUUUGUCAUUUGCAGAAGGAGCUUGCUAUGUUCCACAAGUAUUCAGUUUGGACUACUUAUUGAAAAUAAAUCUGGUUGGAAUUUUAUGUUUGUUACAAAGAUCGAAUGAAGAAAUCAAUGAAAAGGGCAUAGCGCUGCUGUCUUCACUUACAGAAAACAUUGAUAAAGGUUCUCUUGGGCACCAUUAUAUAAGACUAGAAGGAUUUMUUGAUAUUCCAAAGGCACUAAUAAACAUCAUGGUCUACAGCACUUCAAAACCUCUUAGGAUAAAAACUACACAUCUAUUACAGAAACUUAUUGCUAAGUUGGAGACGCGUGGACGAUACAUCCUAUUGAGGUAUUUGUUACUUGAUUGUAAACAUGCUGGUGUCGCAGCACUUCUUAUCCAGACUAUAAAAGAUGAGGUUCAUAGCAGCUUCAAUGUGAUUCGAGCCUYUUCAUAG
Molecule: messenger RNA, 1380 nt
Organism: Exaiptasia diaphana
Lineage: Eukaryota; Metazoa; Cnidaria; Anthozoa; Actiniaria; Aiptasiidae
Product: glomulin
Exons: 16
Coding region: 1-1380 (459 amino acids)
Cellular component (GO): cytoplasm
Molecular function (GO): ubiquitin-protein transferase inhibitor activity
Source: RefSeq, a predicted model, not a curated record